Molecule: messenger RNA, 2398 nt
Organism: Chilo suppressalis (striped riceborer)
Lineage: Eukaryota; Metazoa; Arthropoda; Insecta; Lepidoptera; Crambidae
Source: the annotation of a GenBank genome assembly
UAGUUGUGGUUGAGGUGUAGAACUUGGUUCAGCAGUUUGAGUAUCCUGAAAUAUCAACAAAAAAUAUAAGAAAAGAUACAUUCAGUAUGGAAUUUUAUUUAAGGCAGGUAUAUUAUGAAUCUUAAAAGUUUUUACAAACCAGCUGUGGAAACUCCUGGGACGUAAAAUCAUAAAUGGUGGCAGAGCCUACAACUUCAAUUAUCUUAUCUUCUAAUGUAGAGAGAGUUUCAGCAGCUGGACCUGUGGCAGUAAAGUGAUCCCUUAUUUUACGUGCUUUUGUUUUUACUUUGAGGCACCACAUUGACCACAUCUAAAACAAAAAAAAAACUUAUUAUUUGGACAGAUCCAAGAUUAUCCAAAAUUAUUCAAAAUGAGGACAUACAUGUUGCCAUCCUUUAACUGUUCUUCUACACCAAGCAAGUUUUAUUGUUCUGUGAUAUUUUCCUAAAACUUUGCUAUCAGCAGCCGUGAUGCCAACGAACGAAUUUUUAGCAUUUUAGGCUACUCGAAAAAGAUGAAAAGUUAUUUUAGUUGAAUGAUCGAAUCAACACAAAUGAGCAAAGCAAAAGAAAAAAAAUAUAUACCCACGCAAUAGCAAAAAGUGUAGGAAUAACAAGACAAAAAAGAUGGCAACACCCUCCGCCCUCUUCGUUGGUGUCGGGGAAUACCCUGUAUUUGUCCUAGCUAUAACGUAACCAAAUUUAUGAUGCAACCAAGAUAGAGUUUUCGCUUGGUUGUUGAUAACCAUUGUAAUUAUACGUAUUAUACUAAACGACUAAGUAGUUUGGGAAAACUUCAGUAAAUUUUAAUCACUUAUCCUGUGCGUGUUCAGUAAGUUCAUUUUUCGUUCGUUGUCUUAUUUUAAAGACAUUGUAUUGUUGUUGUGACAAAAAAUGGGAAAGCACGGAAAAUACGUGAAGCAUUAUCGUGACGAAUGGGAAAAAAUUCCAGCAUUUACAAGUAAGUACUAACAUUCUUACGAGAUGUUUUAUCUUUAUUUCUGACUAUUUUAAAUAUUAUUUAAAUGCAUUGUUUAUAUGUGAAAGUUUGUGAGGAUGAAUGGAUGGAGGCCACGGAGGGAUGUUUUUUGCUCCAUUAAUGAUUAAUUGAUUAAAUAACUCAUUUUAAAGCUAUAAAGUUCCUACGGGACCAGAUAAUAUAAUACUAUUCUACAGGAAAAAUGUUCUUGCGGUGAACGCGGACGAUACCUCUCUCUAGGAGAAGGGUUUAUUAAUAUGAUAAUAUUGAUAAUCUUCAACUAACCCACACUUUUAUUUUACAGAUUAGCUAACUCGAGCACCCGUGGAACUGACAGAUAGUGGAAAAGGUGAGGCAUAUUGUAAAUUAUGUGUUUCACCACUCCGUGCACACAAAACUGAUUUAGAAAAAAAAGCACAUGAAAAGUCAAACACAUAAAGACAAGGAAUUAAGAUUUGCAAAAACACAACCCAAACUUGCAUCAUUUGGCUACUCUUCAGUUAAAGACACUUCAACAAAAGAAAAAAUAAUGGACAUAAAAAUUUCUACAUAUAUCGCUGCUCAUAGCUCCAUCCGUAGCAUAGACCAUUUGACAGAAGUUUUAAAAACCUGUGGUAUAGGUAGUCCUCUUGAAAAUAUAAAAUUACACAGAACAAAGUGCUCUGCCGUUAUAAAGAAUGUCGUUGAACCAGCCAUGCUUAAAGAACUGUUAGAAGAAAUUGGUGGGCAAAGUUAUUCUAUAAUACUGGAUGAAUCCACUGAUGUUGCAACAGUACAUGGCGUAUUGCAUCCGACACUACAAUAAAAAACUAGAAAAAAUUGUUGUAGAUUUUUUAAGCUUUCAAGAAGUGUUCCAAGCAACAGCUGAUGACCUGUAUACAUCCUUUAAGAGAUUUUUAUCUGAUAUGGGCUUAAAUAUUCAGAAUCUCAUCGCCAUAGGAACAGAUGGAGCUAGUAAUCUUUGUGGCCCUUUUCACUCUUUUAAAAGCAGACCUACCCCAUUUGCAGUUGUUGAAGUGCGUGUGCCACUCCCUUAGUUUGUGUGCAUCCAAAGCGUGCACUGAAUUACCAUCUUGCCUGGAAUAUUUACUUAGGGAAACCCGAAAUUGGUUUGCUCACAGUCCUUUGCGAAUGAAAGUCUAUCAGAACUUAUUUGAAACUAUUAAUGAUGGCAAAAAGCCCUUGAAACUAACUCAAUUGUCUGCAACUAGAUGGUUGGCAUUUUAUGCAGCUGUUAAUACAAACAUCAAUCAGUGGCUUGAGCUAAAAACCCAUUAUAAUAUGAUUAAAUCGUCAGAAGAGAGAUGUUACACAGCAAGGGUAUAUUUAUUGUUUCUAUGUCCUAUACUAAAAGAAGUAACAAACGUGAAUGUUAUAUAAAAUAAAACUAGUUUUUUACAGGUUAAUGCACGAAACUUUA